Molecule: messenger RNA, 934 nt
Organism: Topomyia yanbarensis
Lineage: Eukaryota; Metazoa; Arthropoda; Insecta; Diptera; Culicidae
Product: peroxisomal multifunctional enzyme type 2-like
Exons: 2
Coding region: 74-820 (248 amino acids)
Molecular function (GO): oxidoreductase activity
Source: RefSeq, a predicted model, not a curated record
UGGUGAACAAAUAAGCUUCCCGGCGCCGAAUUUGCUCAUUCCAGAGGUCAAUUAGCUUGGGUGCGGAGAGAAAAUGGUAUCAGCUAACGAGAAUCAACUGCGCUACGAUGGCCGAGUGGUGGUCGUUACCGGUGCCGGUGCUGGUCUAGGUCGCGAAUAUGCCUUGCUGUUCGGUUCCCGCGGUGCAAAGGUUGUGGUGAAUGAUUUGGGUGGCAAUUUUCACGGUCAGGGCAAAUCGAAUGCAGCCGAUAAUGUGGUACAGGAAAUCCGAGCGGCUGGCGGAACCGCGGUUCCAGAUUACAACUCCGUAGUGGAUGGGGAUAAAAUUAUUCAGACUGCAAUGGAAGCAUUUGGCCGUGUUGAUGUUUUGAUUAACAAUGCUGGAAUUUUGCGAGACAAGAGUCUUGCUCGCAUUUCCGAUGAGGACUGGAAUCUUAUUCAUGAUGUGCACUUGAAAGGUAGUUUCCUAACGACGCGAGCUGCCUGGGCGAUCAUGAAAAAACAGAACUAUGGUCGAAUAAUUAUGACAUCCAGCAACUCCGGUGUCUAUGGAAAUUUCGGCCAAGCCAAUUAUAGUGCCGCCAAACUAGGAUUGGUCGGGUUAGCCAACACAGUCGCAAUCGAGGGAGCUAAAAAUAACAUUCAAUGCAAUGUAAUCGUUCCAACGGCUGCGUCAAGGAUGACCGAGGGAAUACUUCCAGAGGUUUUGUUCAAUGAGCUUAAACCUAAAUUGAUUGCUCCGGUCGUUGCUUAUCUGUGUCAUCAAUCCUGUCAGAAUACGGGGGCAAUAAUUGAAAGUGCAGCUGGUUGGGCCACAUAGGUCCAUUUUGUUAGGGGAAAAGGAUCAAUUCUCCGUACAUCAAUCGAUGAUGAUGUUACACCAGAGUAUGUUAAGAGUGUUUGGAAUAAAGUCACUGACAUGUCGGAUGCGAAA